CAGCUAGCUAGAGAUAAUAAGUAGUUGACACUUUGUUUUAGUCCAAAUAUUGUUUGGAUAUGUGAGUGAGUGAAAAACCAUCUUUUAUAUAUAUAUAUACAUACAAGUCUCUCUCUCUCUCUCUCUCAAAAUAAAAAACUUCCAACAACAUGGCCGAGGAGAAGUGGUACUAGCUAUAGAAGAGAAGGCAAUACAUGAGGCAACAACAAAAACACCUCUCAACACAGUAGUUUUGGGGUUCUGAAUUUAUAAAAGGUUUGGACUUUGGAGUUAACGAUAUCAAUGUACUUUUUAUAUAUAUAACAAUCACUUUGUUGGGCACGAUUUGUUAUGUAAAUCCGCCAUGAUACCAUAUGUACAUGACACUUUUUUCUUUUCUUUUUUUUAUAUCAAAUUGUUACGUAAAGACAUAAUAAUACUAUAAUAUAUAUGUUUUGAUGUGUGUUAGUUUAAUCUCUUGACCCCAGAGUAGUACUAACAACUGGUCCGUUUAAGUGUACUUUCUUUCUUUCCUUCUUUCUUUCUUUUUUUUCUUUGUUGGCUCACACUCCUUUUUAUUAGUCUUUUUAUCCCUUUUGUCAAAACCAUAUAGGAUAAACACAUUAUAAAGAGAGAUCAUCAUGUGCCCUGGUAGUGGUACUGAAUCUCGAGGGAUUAUAAAUGGGCUUGACCCUUUGUUACCAAAAGAUAAUAAUGGUGGUGGUGCUUGUGGUACUGGUGGUGGAGACUACAAUGAUGCCAUAAUGAGACCACUCGUUGUUGAAGGCAGCGGCGGCGACGGCGGCACUGGUGGCGCCACCACCAGUGGCUUUCUACAAGGCUUUCUUCAACGCUUUUUUCCGGCCAAUAGCCUUCUCCGAACUCUACCCCUUAGUGAGGUGAGUGAAGAGCUACGAUCGUUGCUGAAAAUUGCAUGCCCUAUAAUAAUGACAAGCAUGCUCCUCUACUCUCGCUCAAUCGUUUCGAUGCUCUUCUUGGGCCGACUCGGCAAAACCGAACUCGCUGGUGGAUCACUAGCUUUGGGCUUUGGAAACAUCACUGGAAACUCCAUUCUUCGUGGGCUUUCAACCGGAAUGGACCCAAUAUGUUGCCAGGCCUAUGGGGCCAAGCGAUUGUCCGUACUAAGCCAUGCUUUCCAAAAGACCUUUUGUCUCCUCCUCCUCGUCUCAAUCCCAAUUGCGACCCUCUGGCUCAACAUGGAGCCCAUUUGCAUCUGGUUAGGCCAAGACCCAGCUAUCACUCGAGUCGCCAAAAUCUACAUGGCCUUUUCAGUCCCAGAGCUUCUGGCCCAGGCCCAUCUCCAGCCUUUGAGAAUCUUCCUCAGAACACAAGGCCUCACAGUCCCACUCACCGUGGCUGCCACGUGUUCAGCUAUCCUUCACUUACCUAUAAAUUACUUCUUAGUCACAUAUUUGAAAUUGGGCGUGGCGGGGGUGGCCCUGGCCCUGGCUUGGAACACAAUGAAUUUGAAUGUGGGCCUGUUGAUUUACAUUUUGGUCUCUAGUAAGCCCUUGAAACCGUGGAGUGGGCUUACGAUUUUGUCAACUUUUACGGGUUGGGGCCCACUUCUCAAACUUGCCUUACCCAGUUGUGCUGCGGUUUGUUUGGAGUGGUGGUGGUAUGAGAUUAUGAUGUUCUUGUGUGGUAUUUUGAAAAACCCUCAAGCUAGUUUGGCAUCCAUGGGGAUUUUGAUCCAAACCACAGGAAUGUUGUAUGUUUUUCCUAUUUCGUUGAGUGCGGGCUUGACAACUCGUGUUGGGCAUGCUUUGGGCUCGGGCCAACCUGUUCGAGCCCAAUGGACCGCUAUUCUUGGGCUUACUCUAGCCUUUGGGUUUGGACUUUCGGCUUUGGUUUUCACGAUUGUGGCUCGGUCUUGGUGGGGGAGAUUGUACACUGAUGAGCCUCAAGUUCUUGACAUGCUUUCAAAAACAUUACCAUUACUUGGGCUUUGUGAGCUUGGGAAUACACCUCAAACUGCUGCGUGUGGGGUGUUGAAUGGUAUGGCCCGACCCAAUUUAGGGGCCCGGAUAAAUUUGUGUGCUUUUUAUGGUGUUGGAUUACCUGUUGCUGUUUUGGCUACUUUUACAUUUAGGGUUGGGUUUUUGGGCCUGUGGAUUGGGCUUCUUUCGGCCCAAAUAGCUUGCUUAAGUAUGAUGGUUUAUGUUUUGAUCCAAACCGAUUGGAAACAACAGAGUAAACGGGCCGAAGAAAUGGCUUCGGGUACAGAUGAGGAAAAUGAGAAGAAUCAUAGAGAAGAAGAAGAAGAGGAGGAGGACGAAGAAACUGGAUUACUUAGUACUAAUAUUUAAAAAAAAAUUACUUUUUUUCUUUAUUUUUUUAAGAGAGAUUUUGGGAAAAAAAAUUAUAAUACCUAACUGAGUCAAAAUCAUUUUCCAAUGUUGAAAUUUGCACCAUAUUUUUUUUAUAUGUAUAAUUUCUUUGCGGUGUUGAAAAAAAGAAAA
This is a messenger RNA of Humulus lupulus (European hop), 2462 nucleotides long. Its product is annotated as protein DETOXIFICATION 53. Lineage: Eukaryota; Viridiplantae; Streptophyta; Magnoliopsida; Rosales; Cannabaceae. Gene Ontology annotation, cellular component: membrane. Gene Ontology annotation, molecular function: xenobiotic transmembrane transporter activity; antiporter activity. Bases 621 to 2309 code for a protein of 562 amino acids. The record is from RefSeq and is a predicted model, not a curated record. The transcript has 2 exons. Gene Ontology annotation, biological process: xenobiotic detoxification by transmembrane export across the plasma membrane.